Molecule: messenger RNA, 3793 nt
Organism: Danio aesculapii
Lineage: Eukaryota; Metazoa; Chordata; Actinopteri; Cypriniformes; Danionidae
Gene: fhdc2
Product: FH2 domain containing 2
Exons: 12
Coding region: 305-3055 (916 amino acids)
Source: RefSeq, a predicted model, not a curated record
GUUUGCAAUGGAGAGUUUUCCUUCAGUGAACAGAGAGCAUUAACGGGACGCCCAGGCGUCCAGUCAGUGUUUGUCGUUUGUUUUAUACUCACAGACACGCGUGAGAAUUUCUCACAGUGUUCAGGAAAUUAUUUUAUAGCUCUUUUAUUUUGUUAAAUUGGAUUACAUGCGAAAGCAUACAAAGAAAAACAUACAAAUUAAUGGGGAACUAGCAGAGUGAACAUUGUCUUUUUUCAUCUGUGGAUUAUCAUCUUCAACAUUUCAUGGAACAUACCUUGACACCCAGGAACAGGAAGUGAGAUUCAUGGCCACCAUCUCAAUUCCGCCACCCCCAAUUCCCCCUCCUCCCCCGCCGCCGCCACCUCCUCCGCCUCCUCCUUCUUCAGCCAGUGGUCUGAACCGUGUUGACUCUGGCCGUAAACACCGGCUUCGGAAUCUCAACUGGGAGCGGAUCCCUAAAGAACGCAUAGAGGGGGGUAAUAAUGUGUGGAGUGGCUCACUGGAUGAGGACAGUGAACUCACUAUUGACUUGAACUCUCUAGAUGAACUUUUUGGGCAAAAAGAGAGCAAAAAGCCAGAGCGGGCCAAUGGCUUUCGGCGCAGUUUGUUGCGGUGCAGAUCUCCACAAGAGAUGAGUAUGGACAAAGUUACACUGCUUGACUCAAAACGCAGUAUGAAUGUCGGAAUAUUUCUACGGCAGUUGAAAAUUGCUGCUGGUGAAAUGGUAGAGGAUGUAAGACGGGGAGCUGCAGAGCGUUAUGGAGCUGAGAAGCUGGCAGAACUCUGCAAGCUGCUGCCUGAUAAUGAAGAGGAGGCCAGAGUCAAAAAAUUCAAUGGUGACCGCAGUUUACUAGCUGAGCCCGAUCUCUUCAUUCUCUUGCUGGUGGAGAUACCCAGCUUUCGCAUGCGCCUGGACGUCAUGAUCCUCCAGCAGGAGUUUGACCCUGCUGUAACCUCUCUCUGUGUGGCGGCCAGAUGUCUGCGGGAGGCAGCUCGAGAGCUGCUGAGCUGCCCUGAGCUCCACUACAUCCUGAGACUGGUGCUCAAAGCAGGAAACUACAUGAACGCCGGUGGUUAUGCUGGAAAUGCUGCUGGAUUUCGAAUUUCCUCUUUACUCAAACUGGCCGACACCAAAGCAAACAAACCAGGCAUGAACCUCCUCCAUUUUGUUGCCAUGGAAGUUGUGAAGAAGGAUAAAGACUUGCUGAUGUUUUCCAGUCGCUUAAGUCACGUCAGUCCAGCUUCAAGGCUGUCAGAAGAGUCUGUGGUAGAAGAUUUUUCACGACUACAAAGCAGAGUAGCUGAUCUCAGAGUCCGAGCCCAGGCAGACGCUGAAAUCGAGCAGCAGACAAGAACAUUUCUCGAGGUUGCAGAGGUGAGACUGAAGGAAGCUCAGGAUGAGCUGGAAAGCUUACAGCAGAGCAGUGAAGCUCUUGUGGAGUUUUUCUGUGAAGAUGACAAGACCUUUAAACUGGAGGAAGCCUGUCACAUCUUCCACUGUUUCUGUCACAGAUUCCAAAGAGCUGUACGGGAGAACACCGAAAGAGAGUUACAAGAGCAGCGUCGUGUGGCUCGUGAGCGUGAGAAUGUGGAGAAGCGACGUUCUCUGGCUCUCUGCACCGGUCUGGAAGCAGAACGCGACUCUGAUGAUUUGGAGCAUGCACUGCAGAGGAGUUUAAGUUACACAGGGAGCCGCCGCAGCCUGCGUAGGCUCUCGCAGUACUUCCAGCGCUCCGAGGAGAGAAAUCUGAAAACUGACAGCCAACACCACCCAGACUCAAACCUUCAUCCUGAAAGAUCGAGUAGAGACUCGGAGCUUAAAAGACAUUCGUUACAAAAGAAUGAGGCCAAGUCUGAGGGCAACGAACAAGGGAUGAAAAUGGUCAAACAAUCUCUGUGUUUAAUCACAGACUCUAAGUGUGGUCUUCAACGAGAUUUAACGGCUCCACCAAACACCAUGAAAAGCCAUUCUGGAUUGAAUACAAGGACUGUCCCUAGUGAUAACGCUUUUGUUGCUUUAGGAAAAACAAGUAUCGCAUCACAUCAGCAGGGGGCAGUGAAUGUCUUGCCGCUCACAGGACUAUCCCCUAACAAAGUUUUGAAAGUUGAGAAACAGGUUCAACACACCUCUGAAAGACUGACGCAGAUCGCAGCAGAUGGCUCUGAGGAUUCUGAGAAGAACAAUUGUGUGAAUGGCAAAGAGUGUCUAUCUCAAAAGGCAGUAACACCACAGACAAAAUCCAAAACGGCCACCAAUCUGAAGGGAGAGACGUGGAAGAGUGCGUCCUCCCCUCCUGAAGCUAGUUCCCCUCUUGCACCGGACACUAGUAGCCCGGAAAGAGAAAAUGUUUACCGGGUUGGAGAGACGCUGGAGUGCCACACACUUGUGAGAGGCUUACGUUCCUAUGAGAGCCUUUCGCCAACCGUUACACGGCCAGCCACCAAUCACUGCUCCAAAUGGAAAAAAGAGCGGGAAGCAGAGGAGCGAGAAGGCACUAGCUCGCCACAUACGAAGGAUGAUUCCCGUCUGGUAAAGUCACCCACUCGAGGACCCACCAAAAGGCUUCUGGUGCCCCGAGGAGGACCUUCCAACAGCAGUGGAAUCCCAAGAGUGCGCACAAAGGCAGAACCGACUUCUCCUGAUGCUUUAUCAGCUAGUCACAUAUCCCGAGCUAUGCCUGUACGCCCCACAGCAAUACGCACAUCGCUACUGACACGCUUCGCUGGUGGACAAAAUGAACUUAAGCCUAAUCGGCAGAAGGUAAACACCCAAGCUGAAACGGGCAAGCAAAAAUGCGGUGGUGCUGAGAAGCUAAACCAAGACAAGGACAAGGGUCGCGAGCAGUUCGUGAGGGGCUCUCCACUUCGUGUGCCCAAACGGUUGGCGCCCAACUCUGAAUCCCAAACCCCCCACACCAUACACAGUCCAUCCACAGCUACGACUGCAAAGACGAUUCGCACGGCCAUCAUAAGUGCUGCCAAAGCCAAGAGCCCUGGCACCAGAAUCCCAGGCCUCAAAAUUCCCAGAGCGACCACUCAACCCUCUUGGAGAUAAUUCCUGGUUUAAUUCUGAUUUCGAGAGUAGUGAUCAAAUUUUUGAUUUAAGAAGCGUUGUGCAUAAGGAAAGAAGUUAAUGUGGACUUUCACUGGUGUACGUCAAGUUGUUUGUGUGAAUGGUCAGCUCAAACUGUUGUCCCCUCGCAAAAUGGCUCUAAAUAAAGGAGCCAUUCAUCAGUUCGGCCCAGAUUGGACGGUUUUGCAGGCCACUGUAAUGGAUCUGAGCAGAAUGACCGCUCCUUUUCAGAGUUCUCCACUGAUUUGGGUCACUUCGAGUUUGGACUUUGUUGAGAGAGUAUGAUCCAGCACUGUCUUCCGCUACACCUCUACCUCUGAACACUCAAGUGCCCUGUGCUGGUUACAGCGCACAUUAGAAGAGUUCCUGACAGAACUUUUUUUCAAUUCGUGUUUUGUUUGCAAUAUCAGAAUAUAUAAAUUAAUAAUGAUGGGAAUGAGACCUCAUGAACUGAUGGUCAAAUUGGUUUGCCCUGUUGCAGGUACAAAGUACUGAUGUCACUGAAAAUCCUCUGUAAUAUUUCAAGAUCCCAAAGCAAACAUGUUGAAGUAAUGUUGUUUGUGAGAGAAAUGUCUAUCAGUAUGUUGGGUUCUUUUGACUUUGAUGCACUUUACAGAUGAAAGAGAGAUUUAAUGCUGGCAGAAACAGUCUCUGUGGUAAUCUGCAAAAUGUUUGUGUGUUUGUGUAAAUGAAAUGUUAAAUUAACAAUCAAAAACACAG